AUGGAGCCCUUGCGGGUUCUGGAACUAUACAGCGGCGUUGGAGGCAUGCACCAAGCUCUCAGAGAAAGCUGUGUACCUGCCCAAGUGGUGGCCGCCAUUGAUGUAAAUACUGUCGCUAAUGAAGUGUACAAGUACAAUUUUCCUCACACACUGUUAUUGGCCAAGACAAUUGAAGGCAUUACACUAGAAGAGUUUGACAGAUUAUCUUUCAAUAUGAUUUUAAUGAGCCCUCCAUGUCAGCCAUUCACAAGAAUUGGCCUGCAGGGUGAUAAGGCUGAUCCAAGGACAAGUAGCUUCUUGUAUAUUCUAGAUAUUCUUCCAAGAUUACAAAAAUUACCAAAGUAUAUUGUUUUAGAAAAUGUCAAAGGUUUCGAAGUAUCUUCGACAAGAGACCUGUUUAUACAAACAAUAGAAAACUGUGGCUUUCAGUACCAAGAAUUUUUAUUAUCUCCAACCUCUCUUGGCAUUCCGAACUCCAGGCUGCGCUAUUUCCUUGUUGCAAAGCUUCAGUCAGAUCCAUUAUCGUUUCAAGCCCCUGGGCAGGUACUGAUGGAGUUCCCCAAAAUCGGAUCUGAAAAUCCCCAGAAACAUGCUGGAGAUGCAGAAAAGACAGUUGAACCAAACAUUGGCCUUGGUGACAGCACACACUGUUCUGGAAAAAAGACCAUACUUUUUAAGCUUGAGACCACAAAAGAAAUAGACAGGAAACAUCAACAGAACAGUGAUCUCUCUGUUCGUAUGCUAAAAGAUUUUCUUGAACAUGACAUUGACAUAAAUCAGUACUUUUUGCCACCAAAGUUGUUGCAGCGAUAUGCUCUUAUAUUAGAUAUUGUUAAGCCCACUUGCAGAAGAUCUACAUGCUUUACAAAAGGUUAUGGAAGCUUCAUAGAAGGUGCAGGAUCCGUAUUACAAACUUCAGAAGAUGUGCAGAUUGAGAAUAUCUACAAGUCUCUUAGCAGUUUGUCAGAAGGAGAACAGAUAGAAAAAUUGUUAAUGCUUAAACUGCGGUAUUUCACUCCUAAAGAAAUAGCAAAUCUUCUUGGAUUUCCUCCAGAGUUCGGAUUUCCUGAGAAGAUAACAAUGAAGCAGCGUUACCGACUACUUGGAAAUAGUCUCAAUGUGCAUGUAGUAGCUAAAUUAAUCAAAACCUUAUUUGAAUAGCUUUGAAAUCAUUAUGAAAGAUUGUCACAU
Chrysochloris asiatica (Cape golden mole) is the source of this 1191-nucleotide messenger RNA. It is a transcript of the gene TRDMT1, whose product is annotated as tRNA aspartic acid methyltransferase 1. The transcript is spliced from 11 exons. The record is from RefSeq and is a predicted model, not a curated record. Gene Ontology annotation, molecular function: methyltransferase activity. The coding region runs from base 1 to 1161 and encodes 386 amino acids. Lineage: Eukaryota; Metazoa; Chordata; Mammalia; Afrosoricida; Chrysochloridae.